GUCUCUUCCCCCCACCCAAGCUGACCCCCCCCUUCUUCUCUUUUCCCCGGAGUCUUUCUUUAUUCUUUUCUUCCUAAAUGCGUCUCCGUUGGAUUAAACUCCUGAGCCUGAUGGUGGGGCUGACGGUGUCUGCCGUCUUCUACAGCCACUACUACACUUCCCUGGUGACCUCCAGCAGACAAGUGGACCCGGAGCAGGAUUGGCUGCUGCACCAGAAGAGCAGAAUUUCCCAAGAAUCUACAGAGAAAGCUGCCAGAGAACAUGCCGGAAACCUUCAGCCAGGACCCGUUCCUCAGCCCAUUUCCAAGGGGUCAAAUGAGAGCCAACAUAACAAGGAGAUGGAUCAGAAAAGGGACAGUGAGAAGAAAACGGCGGUGAUGGAGAUACAGUCUGAUGUCAAGCCAACCCCCAAGCCAGUUUGCCCCACGUCUCUACGGUUCCGCGUGCAGAAUGACUUAUAUUUCAAAAAGCUCUUCGAUUUCGACGUCCCUGUGCUCAUGUGGGACGUUCACCUCACCGAGGACACCAAGAAAAACCUUAGCCAGAGACCAGUGCCAUAUGGCUGGAAAGAUCUACCCCUGGAAGACAUCACCUCCACGUUACAGCUACUUAACGAUUCGGCCAACCAGAACCUGUUUGACUGGCAGCCUCCUAAGGGAUGUGUUCGCUGCGCGGUGGUGGGAAACGGGGGGAUCCUGAACGGUUCCCGGAAGGGGAAGGAGAUCGAUGCGCACGACUAUGUUUUCAGGCUGAACGGUGCGGUGAUAAAAGGAUUCGAGGAGGAUGUUGGCACAAAAACUUCAUUUUACGGUUUCACGGUCAACACCAUGAAGAAUUCUCUGAUCGCCUACAAUGAAUACGGCUUCACGGAAACCCCCAAAGGGCAGGCACUUCGAUACAUCUUUAUACCAUCAGACAUCAGGGACUACGUCAUGCUACGUUCCGGCAUUUUAGGAGUCCCCAUCCCAAGUGGUGCCGACCUAGGAGAUAAGCCUUCUGCGUAUUACGGGCCCGAGGCCAAAGCAAAGAAAUUUAAACUCCUUCACCCGGACUUUCUCCUCUACACCAGAGACAGAUUCUUAAAGUCGAAUAUAUUGAAGUCAGAAUAUGCGCACCUGUAUAUGCCCAGUACUGGAGGACUGAUGCUACUGUCUGCACUACACACCUGUGAUCAGGUCGAUGCCUAUGGAUUCAUCACCAAGAAUUACAGCCAGUUCUCCGAUCAUUACUUUGAAAAAACCAAGAGGGAGCUUGAAUUCUACGCCAACCACGACAUGAUCAUGGAAAUGCACUUGUGGAGCAAACUCCAUCAGAAAGGAAUCAUGACUUUGUACCAACGAUGAAGAAAUGGGGGGGUUCUGCCCAUAUGGACUUGUGAGAAUAUGGAGGCCGGAUUCUUCCAAGAUCUAAAGGACUUACUGCGAUGUGGCAACAAAUACAUACAACACCGCCAUCCUCCGAAAUUAUUUUACGGUUCCUACACAGAACUUGGAUUCAUCUUUAACCACUUUAAGAUAAAAUGUGAUAUUAAAGGGGUUGUCCGGGAAAAAAGCUUUUUUUUAUAUAUCUCAACUGGCUCCAGAAAGUUAAACAGAUUUGUAAAUUACUUCUAUAAAUAAAAUAAAAAAUCUUAAUCCUUUCAGUACUUAUGAGCUGCUAAAGUUGAGUUGUUCUUUCCUGUCUAAGUGCUCUCUGAUGACACCUGUCUCGGGAAGUGUCCAGAGUAGAAGCAAAUCCCCAUAGCAAACCUCUUCUACACUGUGCAGUUCCCGAGACAAGCAGAGGUGUCAGCAGAGAGCACUGUGGCCAGACAGAAAAGAACAACUCAACUUCAGCAGCUGGUAAUUAUUGGAAGGAUUAAGACUUUUUUAAUAGAAGGAAUUUACAAAUCUGUUUAACUUUCUGGAGCCAGUUAACCUGGAAUACCCCUUUAAAAUACUUUAUAAUGUGAUUCGGCGAGGCCUCAGAAAUGGUCUCGGAGCUGCCAAACAGGUAUUUCCUUCUUCUUUUUCUCGAUAAUUCGGGUGUGUUUUUUUUUUUUUUUUUUUUUUUUUAUCUUAACAAAACAAUCUCUAGGUCAAUAAUCUACUAGACAUGAUUUCCAGCUCCAAGAAAAUUCUUUAGUUAUGUGCAAAAUAAUUAAUCAAUGACAUUUAUGAGUUGGGCUCCAUUCUGGGGGGGGUGCAUUCCGCACAACAAGCCGGAGCUAGGACCGCUCGGAUUCUGCAGAAAGAAUUUAUGUGUCAAUUUUAAAUUUUUUUAGUAUCUGAAUUUAUGCAGCAGAUGUUUCUGUCGUGGAAAUUACGUCACGUGGACGGUGCAGCAGAUUCCUAUGGGAGUCUGCUGCACUGGAAUUUCCAUGGAAUGGGGCCUUAAAAGGGGUACUCCGGUGGGAAAAAAAAAUUCAAAAUCAACUGGUGCCAGAAAGUUAAACAGAUUUGUAAAUGA
Hyla sarda is the source of this 2448-nucleotide messenger RNA. It is a transcript of the gene ST6GALNAC2, whose product is annotated as ST6 N-acetylgalactosaminide alpha-2,6-sialyltransferase 2. NCBI's taxonomy places the organism in Eukaryota, Metazoa, Chordata, Amphibia, Anura, Hylidae. Bases 78 to 1343 code for a protein of 421 amino acids. Gene Ontology annotation, molecular function: sialyltransferase activity. The transcript has 11 exons. The record is from RefSeq and is a predicted model, not a curated record.